GUAGAUGUACAGAGUAUGGUGGUUCGUCUUCAGUAUAAUACUGGGGGAGAUCCCUUAUGAGGGAUUCAUCUGCCUAAAUUGAAUGCAUGCAUUGAAUAUCUGCAUAAAUUCCAGGUUUUGCAGCUGCCUGCAGUGUGUCCUUCAACCACCUCAUCAGGUUCCAGACGGAAGGAAACUUCAGUCAUCUUCCGUUCACUUCACCAGAGAGAUCUGUUGUUCGAAGGGAGGGGAAGAUGAGGCAGCACCCUCGAAGCAGAACAGUUGUAUACACGUAUACAAAGACCAGAGAAUUCAUGGCAGAGAUCCGCCUUGUGAGCCCGGGGAGUGUGGGAAAUUAUUUAACACCAAGUACCAUCUGACUGAACACGGAAGAAUACACACUGGAGAAAGACAUUAUGAGUAUAGUCGAUGUGGGAAAUCCUUUGCUCAAACCUCUAGUCUCAUUAAACACAGGUGUGUUCACCCUGGAGAAAGGCGUUAUGAAUGCAGUGAAUGUGGGAAAUUAUUUCGCCAAAAUGCUGCACUCGGUGUUCAUCUGAGAUUUCAUACUGGAGAAAAGCCUUAUGAGUGCAGUGGAUGUGGAAAAUCAUUUCAUCGAAGCUCUUCACUCUUGCAACAUCGGAGAAUUCACACUAGAGAAAGGCCUUAUGGGUGUAGUAAAUGUGGAAAAUCUUUCAGCCUAAGGUCCAACCUCAUUCAGCAUCAGCGAGUUCACACUGGAGACAGACCUUAUGAGUGUGGGCAAUGUGGGAAAUCCUUUAGCAAAAGAUCUAGCCUCAUUACACAUCAGAGAAUUCACACUGGAAAAAAGCCUUAUGAGUGUAGCGAAUGUGGGAAAUCUUUCGCUUAUACUUCUAGUCUCAUUAAACACAGGAGAGUACAUACUGGAGAAAGGCCUUAUGAGUGUAGUGAAUGUGGGAAAUUAUUUCGCCAAAACUCUGCACUCCGUGUUCAUCAGAGAUGUCAUACUGGACACAGGCCUUAUGAGUGCAGUGAAUGUGGAAGUUCAUUUCACCGAAGCUCUUCACUCUUGCAACAUCGGACAGUUCACACUAGAGAAAGGCCUUAUCAAUGUAGUGAAUGUGGGAAAUCCUUUGCUCAAACUUCUAGUCUUGUUAAACACAGGAGAGUUCACACUGGAGAAAGGCCUUAUGAGUGUAGUGAAUGUGGCAAAACCUUUGCUGAAAACUCCAGUCUCAUUAAUCACAGGAAAGUUCACACUGGAGCAAAGCCUUAUGAAUGCAGUGAAUGUGGGAAGUUCUUUGCCUAUAUCUCUAGUCUCAUUAAACACAGGAGAGUUCACACUGGAGAAAAACCUUACGAGUGCAGUGAAUGUGGAAAAUUCUUUACUGAAAACUCCAGUCUCCUUAAGCACAUGAGAGUUCACACUGCAGAAAGGCCUUAUGAAUGCAGUGAAUGUGGAAAAUCAUUUCGUCACAGCUCUUCACUCCUUCGACAUUGGAGAGGUCACACUGGAGAAAAGCCUCAUAAGUGAAAUAAAUUUGGGAAAUUCUUUAGCCAAAAUUCUAGUUCUAUUAUACACAGGAACCCUCCCACAGAGGAAGUAGCUUUUGAGUGCAGUGAAUAUGACAAAGCCUUCGGCCUUCUCUUCCUGGGUACCAGAAUGUUCAACUGAGAGAAGCAAUGUAGAUGUACAGGGCGUGGUGGUUCAUGUUCAGUGUAACACUGGGGGAGAUCCCUCAUGAGGGAGUCAUCUGCCUAAAUUGAAUGUCAUGCUUUGAAUAUCUGUAUAAAUUCCAGGAAUGUAGGAGCUACAUUGCAUUUUCACCCUGCCCAGGUGCCUUGCCAGGAUCAUGUGACUCCUAGUUCUCUGGCAAAAGCCAUUUGACUUCUACCACUUGGCAGGUUUUGCAGCUGCCGACAGUGUGUCCUUCACCCACCUCAUCAGGUUCCAGACAAUAGUAAACUUCAGUCAUCUUCCGUUCACUUCAGCAGAGAGAUCUGUAAGUAGCCUUAUUACUCGUUCCUUUCUCUCUGAGGAGUUAGGCCAUGGACCUGACCCAGAGGAUUCUUUUGGUUUCUUCAAAAGAUGGACAACCUUUUUCAGGCAUCUUGUGGAUCUUGCGGGAUGAUGAUGAAGAUGAUGAUUUUUACAUUAUUUGUAGAGAAGGAGUCUCAUUAUGUUGCUUGGACUGGUCUCAAAGUCCUGGCCACAAGCUCGCAGGAUACUUGAGAUGGAAUUUUCUACCUUCUCAGUCACAACCCAAGAGAGCCUGCCUUUCAUUGCUUUGGUUUGUGUUAUAAUGAAGUCCUUAUUGUUUGAGACACCUUCAAUCUUGGGAGUUGUAUUCAGUGUAUGGGGUGGUUUGAAAACUAGGUUUGCUACGAUCAGGGAGUGAGUAGCUAUUGUUAGGAUCGCUAAACUUUGUGUGCUUCACAGGUGACACUGCAGUGUCAGAAUAUAGCUUUUGCUGCAGUUUUGGGCUAGUUACACUGCUUCCCAAGUCUCCAAAGAAAGACUUCAGGGCUUUUUGGUCCCUAUUUUAAUGUGGAUAUUACAAUAAUUUGUGAGCUCACAGGUCAACCUGAGAAGGGGGCAAUUUUUGUCACAACCUCUGGUUCUGAGAGUAACAUAAAAUUGUUCUCUUGUUCACAAGGGAUAUUCUCUGUUCAAUACUGGUGAGGCUAGCUUCACAGGUUGUAAGGUUAUAGGGGGAAUAAUAAUUUUUAUAGAAACUGCAUUUGUAGGCAAUGGAUGAGACUGCACAAAGUGGUUAGAAUGUGCCUGUUUUAAUAGGGUAUGCAUAGUGAUACAGUCAUCAUGGCUGUAAAGGAUUACAUACAGAAAUUCUGAGGACCUCCUGAAUUUUGAAUAUCAUGUAGCUGGGGUCAGUGUCAGAGAAAAUAAUCUAAAUGUUUUGUGGAUUUCUGUAGCCUUUUUGGGCUGUUCACCUCAAGGCCAUUCCUGCAUUGACAAGAGGGGAGGAUAAGGAUAAGGGAGUCCUGUUAGAUCAGCAUGUGGCCUGUAUGAGCAGCCAGCAUUCCUUCUUGAAUCAUCUGGAAUUAGUCUUCAAUGGUUAUCAUAUUUUCAUUACCACUGAGGAUAGUUGCCUCAGUGAGGUCAUGACGAGAGAAGUGAUACAGAAUAUAGAGUUAAUAAUUUUGCAAAAGUCACCACGAGUCUAGGUUUUUAUUUUGAAGCACAUUUUUAAAGCUUUGUUAAGGUAUAAAUGACAUUCAACCAACUGCACAUAUUCAAACAGUACAAUGUGAU
This is a messenger RNA of Propithecus coquereli (Coquerel's sifaka), 3235 nucleotides long. It is a transcript of the gene ZNF586, whose product is annotated as zinc finger protein 586. The record is from RefSeq and is a predicted model, not a curated record. The transcript has 3 exons. Bases 83 to 1495 code for a protein of 470 amino acids. Lineage: Eukaryota; Metazoa; Chordata; Mammalia; Primates; Indriidae. Gene Ontology annotation, biological process: negative regulation of transcription by RNA polymerase II; regulation of cytokine production; regulation of immune system process.